Zingiber officinale is the source of this 2130-nucleotide messenger RNA. Its product is annotated as probable serine/threonine-protein kinase BSK3. Gene Ontology annotation, molecular function: protein kinase activity; ATP binding; protein binding. Gene Ontology annotation, biological process: protein phosphorylation; brassinosteroid mediated signaling pathway. The record is from RefSeq and is a predicted model, not a curated record. The coding region runs from base 222 to 1700 and encodes 492 amino acids. The transcript is spliced from 11 exons. Lineage: Eukaryota; Viridiplantae; Streptophyta; Magnoliopsida; Zingiberales; Zingiberaceae.
UCCUGAAAUAAUAAUAACAAUUAUGAUUCACACGGAAAGAAGACGAGAAGAACAAACCGAAGGCGAGAUCCGAUCUCUACUUUUCCCUACUCGCUUUAUCGAUCCCUACUUCGAUUCCCAGCCCCAGCUUCUCGAUUAGGAUCUUUUCCACCUUCGCGAGCUAGCUCCAGAUGGUUUAGCUGCUGAUCUACUCGGGGAGAGGAGUAUUGAUAUAGUUUGCGAUGGGAGCUCGUUUCUCAAGAUUACGGCCCUGUUGUUGGCGCUCACAGUUCAAGGGGACUGUUCUUGAAGCUCCGGAUGUAGAGAGUGAGGAGAAAGGUGAGGCGUAUGAUCUGCCCCCUUUCCAGGAGUUUUCUUUUGAGCAGCUGAGAUUGGCUACGUCUGGGUUUGCGGUUGAAAACAUUGUCUCGGAGCAUGGUGAGAAGGCCCCGAAUGUUGUUUACAAGGGGAAGCUGGAUGCACAAAGGAGGAUUGCAGUGAAGAGAUUUAACAGAUCAGCUUGGCCUGAUACCCGCCAAUUCCUGGAAGAAGCAAGAGCUGUUGGCCAGCUUCGAAACCACAGAUUGGCAAAUUUGCUUGGCUGCUGUUACGAAGGCGAUGAGAGGCUUCUUGUGGCAGAAUAUAUGCCCAACGAAACACUUGCAAAGCACCUUUUCCACUGGGAAUCACAACCAAUGAAGUGGCCUAUGCGACUAAGAGUGGUCCUCUACUUGGCGGAGGCCUUAGAGUAUUGCACCAGUAGGGGCCGUGCACUCUAUCAUGAUCUAAAUGCCUACAGAGUUUUAUUUGAUGAAGAAUGUAAUCCCAGACUAUCAUGUUUUGGCCUCAUGAAGAACAGUCGGGAUGGCAAGAGUUAUAGUACUAAUUUGGCAUUUACACCUCCUGAAUAUUUGAGAACUGGAAGGGUUACACCAGAAAGUGUCAUAUAUAGCUUUGGGACUUUGCUCCUUGAUGUUCUAAGUGGAAAGCACAUACCUCCUAGCCAUGCCCUUGACUUGAUACGAGAUCGUAAUUUCAAUAGUCUGACGGACUCUUGUUUGGAAGGGCAAUUCUCAGAUGAAGAUGGGACUGAAUUAGUACGCUUAGCUUCAAGGUGCCUACAAUAUGAACAGCGUGAACGCCCUAACGUGAGGUCAAUAGUACAUGCAUUAACUCCACUCCAGAAGGAGACUGAAGUCCCUUCUUAUGUUUUGAUGGAUAUCCCUUGUGGUGGUGCAUCCUCAAUAGAAUCACUUUCACUUUCACCCCUGGGUGAAGCUUGUUCCAGAAUGGAUUUGACUGCAAUUCAUGAAAUAUUGGAAGCACUUGGAUACAAAGAUGACGAGGGUACAACAAAUGAGCUGUCAUUUCAAAUGUGGACGAAUCAAAUGCAAGAAACACUUAACUCAAAAAAGAAGGGUGAUACUGCUUUCAAGCACAAGGAUUUUACUACGGCAAUUGAGUGCUACACCCAGUUUAUUGAUGUUGGGACAAUGGUUUCGCCAACCAUUUUUGCACGCCGUUGUUUAUCAUAUCUGAUGAAUGAUAUGCCACAGGAAGCUCUUAACGAUGCAAUGCAGGCACUAGUUAUAUCGCCUACAUGGCCAAGUGCAUUGUAUCUUCAGGCUGCUACCCUUUUGGCUCUUGGGAUGGAGAAUGAAGCUCGAGAAGCGCUCAAAGAUGGUUCUUUGCUAGAAGCGAAAAGGAGCGGGGGGCGUUAAACUAAGACUAAACACUCACAAACUUCAAAUCCUCAGAAUUUCAGAUCAAUGCCCCAUGAUAAUGGACUGUAUAUCUCAUCGUUUAAAGACAAUAUUUUGAAUGUCAGAGAUUGCCAUUGUUAUAGCAAUAGGCUUGAUUCUUUGAUGGGCCCAUUGUUCUAGAGUUGCGCCACAUUUAUCUUGAUUGAGGUUUAAGUUGAAGCAUAUUUAGCGAUUUCUAAGUUGUCAUUUUUCGAAGUUCGUUUGAUGUAAGUCAUAACCCUUUCAAUUUGUAUUGUGCAUGUAUAUAUGGGGAAUCGACCAAAAUCUUCGUGAAAUUAGAAUGGUUAAGUUGUUUCCCCUAUCCAUGUAAAUGCCCGAACUUGCUGAUGAACAUGUAAUGGUGUACAGCAGUUGAAUGAUUUAAUUCUUGUGUGGCUUUCUUCUCUAA